Drosophila innubila is the source of this 1944-nucleotide messenger RNA. Its product is annotated as NADP-dependent malic enzyme. Bases 56 to 1885 code for a protein of 609 amino acids. Gene Ontology annotation, molecular function: malate dehydrogenase (decarboxylating) (NAD+) activity; malate dehydrogenase (decarboxylating) (NADP+) activity; NAD binding. Lineage: Eukaryota; Metazoa; Arthropoda; Insecta; Diptera; Drosophilidae. The transcript has a single exon. The record is from RefSeq and is a predicted model, not a curated record. Gene Ontology annotation, biological process: pyruvate metabolic process; malate metabolic process. Gene Ontology annotation, cellular component: mitochondrion.
CAGCAGGCUUUUCCUUUAGAGAAAACACACAUAUUUUAAUUAAUACAAACUCAAAAUGCAAGCAGUAAAUAAACCCGUAGAGCAGUGCGUUACGGAGAAGGACAAGCUCAGUAAGCUGGAGGGCUUGCCACGAGAUGUGGAUACCUUUUGGUGCACAGAUCGAUCUCCGCCACCCUCGAUAUUGAGCGGUAAGAAAUACCUGAUAUAUCGAAUUCACAACAAGGGCUUGGCAUUCAGUCAUCGGGAGAGACAGUUGCUCAGCAUUCACGGCUUGAUGCCGCCGGCCGUUUUGACCAUAGAACAGCAGGUGGAGGCCUAUCAGAAGUACUUUGCCACAUUGACCUCGGAUCUGGCUAAAUUUAUAUUUCUUACGGACUUGGAGGCUGGUAACCGGAAGUUGUUCUAUCGCUUUUUAAUGAGUAAUCCUGAAAAAUACAUGAGGGUCUUUCAGAGCGCCGAAUCGGGACGUUUGGUGGAGCAUUUCAGUCAUGCCUAUACCACGAUUCGAGGCAUGUAUAUCACGAUUAAGGAUCGUGGGCAUGUCUACGAUGUCCUGGGAAAUUAUCCAUUCCGCGAGAAUACUCGCUGUUUGAUUGUGACCAAUGGGAAGUCGGUGCUCAGCUGGGGCGACAGAGGAGUCAAUGGAACUCCCGUAAUCCACUACAAAAUGUUUGCAAGUGUUGUUCUCGGCGGCAUAAAUCCCAAUUGCUGCCUGCCCGUGACCUUGGAUGUGGGCACCGACAAUGAGCAGCUGCUGCAGGAUAAACAAUAUGUUGGCCUGCGACAGAAACGCGUCACAGGAGCUGAGUACGAUGAGUUCUUCGAGGAGUUUACAUUGAGUGUGCUGCGCCUCUUUGGGCCACGUGCCAUCAUCCAGACCAAGGACUUUGGAUACCAGGAUACAGUAAAGCAUCUGGCGCUGUAUCGCAAUCGCCAGUGCUUUAUAGACCUGGACCAUCAAUGCCUAGGAGCCUGUGGACUAGCCGGCAUCCUGGGUGCCAAGCAGAUCACCCAGCUGCCCUUCAAGGACAACACGCUGCUCUUCCAUGGCCUGACGAACUUCAACAUAGGCAUGGCUCAAAUGUGUGUGGCGUACCUGAAGCGAUUGGGCCUGAACGAGGAUGCGGCCAAGUCUCACAUCUGGUUCCACGAUGGCAAGGGACUUGUGGUGCAUAAUAGAUGUGGCUUGAAGGUUGCCGAGCAGCUGCAGGAGUUCCAGCAGGUCCACGAGCCAGUUCAAGGCCUCGUCGAGUCGAUUGACGCUGUGAAGCCAAACAUCCUGAUUGGCAGCGGUCAUAAGGGAAAGGCCUUCACCAAGGAUGUCCUGCGAGCCAUGGAACGGAGUGCUCAGCAACCCAUCAUCUUCGCCAUGUCCCGGCCAUCGACAUUGGCCGAGUGCACGGCCGACGAUGCCUUCGUUUACACCAAGGGUCGCUGCAUCUUCAUCUCGAGCAUUCCACUGCCAUCCCUAAAGUAUGCCAAUAAAGUGUAUCAGCCGGGAUAUUGCAGCGGUGACUACAUCAACUCUGGCAUCACACAGGGUGUCCUGCUCUCCGGUAUGACAACGGUGCCGGACGAGACAUUCCUAGUGGCUGCCGAGCGGCUAGCCAGCCUCGUGUGGCCCAAUGAUCUGGCCAAGCGGGAUGUCUAUCCGCCACUUCGAAAACUGAGAUGCAUCAACUUGCACAUCGCCGAUGCUGUCUUCACUUUGGCCUAUCGCCGUGGACUGGCCACUCUUUGGCCGGAGCCGGAGAAUCCCCUCGACUAUAUCAAGAGCAUGCUGUACGAUCUCGAGUACACCGAGUCGAUUCCCCAUGUCUACUGCAUGUGUGAUCACAUGAUUGGCACUUCCGAGUCGGCUCAGUACUACAAGCAUAAUAUAUAGCCUGCUCUCUCUGUAUUUAUCAAAUUAAUUAUUAAAAUCGCUACCAUUUAUUGCAUAUA